AUGCAAACCAGUGAACAAUAUCCUCGUUCCCUCCGUAAAGAAGCGAUACUGUCAGUUGAUACUAAUGAAACGGAUGACUUCAUUUCUGUGCCUUCUAUACAAUAUCCUCAGAGGCCCCUUCAGACAAGCGGGGAUGCAUGUUCAGACACGGAUAACACACAAAUUACUCAGGACAAUGUAUCCGCUCAGGGAUCACGCAUUCUACUUUGUCUAAAGCGUCAAAUAAGACGACUUUUCAGAACUAAUUCCGGAAGCAGUGGACUACAAAAAAGCCUACAAGAUUUGACACUAACAAACGCAACGACUGUGGAACGAAAAGCAUCCCCGACCGAGGAAAAUUCUAGCAGUCAGCUUGACCAAAAAGACAUUCCCAUAACUUGCGGUGUUCAAGAGGACAUUGAAUGCUUCAAAAAUAAUUACAACGCAGCUCUUCUUCGUCUAGAUUCUUUAACCGACGCACAAAUUAAUGGUGUUCAAAGCAGUUGGAAACUUUUGAAAAUCCAUAUUGAAAAGAUCGGGGUGAUUGUUUUCCUCGGACUAUUUGAAGAACAUUCGGACUUCCGUGAUGCAUUUGCUCGGUUUCGUCAAAAGCAACUGUCAAUUCUCACACGCGAUCCGGCUUUUCAGGCGCAUGGUUUGCGAGUACUAAACGUUGUCGACAAAAUCAUCUCCAGGUUGCGCAGAAUCGACACCAUCCAGGACUUUCUUCUCUCACUGGGAUCAAAGCACUGUCGUUACGUUCCAAACAUUGAACUGGUGCCGGCAGUUGGUGAACAAUUACUUGAAGCGAUCCGGCCAGUUUUGGAAGAACAAGGAUUGUGGGAUGAUGACACUGCAGUCGGUUGGGAAGCUGUUCUGGCCUACCUGAACUGCGCGAUGCGUUACGGUCUGGUACGGUCUCUACGAACGUCGUAG
Molecule: messenger RNA, 915 nt
Organism: Opisthorchis viverrini
Lineage: Eukaryota; Metazoa; Platyhelminthes; Trematoda; Opisthorchiida; Opisthorchiidae
Exons: 3
Coding region: 1-915 (304 amino acids)
Molecular function (GO): heme binding; oxygen binding
Source: RefSeq, a predicted model, not a curated record